AUGCCCCGCGCCGGCUUCGGGUGGCCGCCUCGUGCGCAGCCGCGUCCCGCCACAGGCCGGCUCCUUCCGGGCUUGCCGGCUUCCGCUCACCCGGCCGCUGCCGUGCCUUCGGCCGACUCCGCCUUGCCGCCGCGCCCGGCCGACUCCUGCAGCACCCGGCCGCCGGGUCACUGGCACCCCCGCCUCCGACUUUGUCCCUCUCUGGCCUACGUCGCUCCUUGCCGGCUCCCCCCCAGCUCGGCCGGCUCCCGAGCACCGCCACUUCCGCGCCGGCUCCGCCCCUGCCGAGACGCCUCGCCCGCCCACCGGCUUCCGCGGGCCGGCUUCACCUCGCCUCGGUCGCCUUCGCGCUGCCUCCUCGCGGCCGUGCCGGCUUCCAGCACCCCCGCGCACCCGGCCCGGGCCGGCUCGCCGCCUCUUCCGCACCCUGCGCAGGCCGGCUCCUCCGUCCCGGCCACCCCCAACCUCGCGCCUCCGCCUGGCCUGUCAGCUGGCCGCCCGCGCCUCGUCGGCUCGUGCCCCUGCCGCGGCCGCGCGCUGGCUCUGGCGGAUCCGCCCCUGGCCGUGCCGGCUGCGCCGGCUGCCCCGCCUCCCAGCCCGCCCGCUGCGACCAGCGCAUCCUGUGGCCGACUCCCGCUCGCCCCGCGCCGGCUCAUCCCCACCUCCUCGCCGCGCCCGUCAGUCGCCUCCGCUGCGCCCGGCCGGCUCCGCUCCCUGAGGCACCCGCUCGCCGGCUCCGCUCCGACGAGCCACCCCCGUCCGGCCUGCUCCGGGUGGCCGCCCCGUGCCCGGCCGCGGCGCCUCCGCCUCCUGGUGGCCGCUGCUCCAGGCCGGCCCCUGCGCCCGCUCGUUCUGCUGCGUGCUGGAAGCAGUCGCUAA
Messenger RNA from Aegilops tauschii subsp. strangulata, 879 nucleotides. The record is from RefSeq and is a predicted model, not a curated record. NCBI's taxonomy places the organism in Eukaryota, Viridiplantae, Streptophyta, Magnoliopsida, Poales, Poaceae.